Messenger RNA from Anopheles coustani, 949 nucleotides. It is a transcript of the gene Taf11, whose product is annotated as transcription initiation factor TFIID subunit 11. Gene Ontology annotation, cellular component: transcription factor TFIID complex; nucleus. Gene Ontology annotation, molecular function: protein heterodimerization activity; transcription coactivator activity. The record is from RefSeq and is a predicted model, not a curated record. Gene Ontology annotation, biological process: transcription initiation at RNA polymerase II promoter; RNA polymerase II preinitiation complex assembly. NCBI's taxonomy places the organism in Eukaryota, Metazoa, Arthropoda, Insecta, Diptera, Culicidae. The transcript has 2 exons. Bases 167 to 796 code for a protein of 209 amino acids.
AAUGUAUGAAAUAAAAAGGGUUCAUCGAUCGGGGACUACCGUGCUGUAGUAAUCUUGGAAAAUAAGUUUGUCAAACAGCUCGUAAACAAAACGUAAACAAACAAACUCGUUUUGCGCGAUUCUAUCGUCUUGUAGUGCGUCCUGCAUUCAGUUCGAAUUUACUACAAUGGAAAACAUUCUGGAACCCAGCAGCUCCGACGAUAAUAUGCCGCCGGAUAACAAGAAAGAUCUUCAGUCGCUGCUUUCAUCGGAGGAUGAUUUAUUCGAGCCACCCUCUACCAGCAGGCAGGAUUCUUCGGGCAACGAAGGUCCGUCGAAUCGUGCCCUCAAAACGGAAUUCGAGGAUAUUAUAAUGCCUGAAAUGGGGCAUGAUAACACCGUGGUCGUCAAAGAACAAAAGGAACGAGACCGCGAGAAGCGUAAGGAAAGCAAGAGCAAACGCGAACUUGAAGAAGAAGAACGUGAAAAAAUGCAGGUCCUUGUAUCAAACUUUACCGAAGAACAGCUUGACCGGUACGAGAUGUACCGUCGAGCUGCAUUUCCCAAGGCUGCCGUUAAAAGACUGAUGCAAACAAUUACCGGCUGCUCCGUGUCGCAGAAUGUAGUCAUCGCGAUGUCUGGUAUAGCGAAGGUGUUUGUAGGAGAAGUAGUUGAAGAGGCACUGGAUAUGAUGGAACGAUCUGGGGAAACUGGUGCAAUCCAGCCUAAGUAUUUGAGGGAAGCAGUUCGUCAGCUGCGAAACAAGGGCCAAAUUCCUAAUGGUCGAGGACACAAACAGUUUUUCAAACUGAACUAGUAGUAUAGGAUUCUAAUCAACCCAACUUAUAUGUAUGUAGGAAUGUUAGUCUGGUUUGGUUCAAUGUAUGACCAUGAUAUCUCUUAAUUUUGUCAUGAAAAGUAAGUCAGAUGAAUUUUCAAAAGAAAAAUAAAAAGUGGAGGACAAUGUGCA